AUGAACGUUUUAGUGUACAACGGACCUGGUACUACGUUAGGAUCUGUAAAACACGCUGUAGAGACUCUUAGGGAUCUAUUGGAACCAUACUAUGCUGUUAGCACAAUUGGUAGCAGAGCAUUACAAACUGAACCAUGGGAUACAAAGGUAUCUGCCUUAGUUUUCCCCGGAGGUGCUGAUUUGCCAUAUAUUAAGGAAUGUCAAUCAAUUUUCCCACGCUUCAAGAGAUUUGUGAGGAAUAGAGGUGGUAUAUUCGUUGGAUUUUGUGCCGGUGCAUAUUUUGGUAGUGGUCGUGUGGAAUUUGCUCAGGGAAAUCCUUCCUUAGAGGUUACUGGUGAUAGAGAUUUACAAUUCUUCCCAGGUAUUGCGAGGGGUCCUGCAUUUGAUGGAUUUCAAUACAAUAGUGAAAAGGGUGCAAAAGCUGUGACGUUACGUCUACCGGAUGGUUCAGAGUUUCGUACGUACUUUAAUGGUGGUAGUCUCUUUGUGGAUGCGGAUGAAUACGAUAAUGUAGAAGUUUUGGCCAGGUAUGUUGAGGAACCUAGUGUUGCCUAUUAUGAUGCUAGUACCAAGACAAGAGACAAUGGCCCUGCUGCAGCUCUCUUGUGUUCUGUCGGUAAAGGUAAAGCUUUGCUUACGGGACCACAUCCUGAAUUUAUACCACGUCUUUUAAACAAGACUGACGACCCUGGUUUUUUAAAGAAUGUGGUUGAAGUUUUGUGCCAAUACGAAGAGCAAAGGUUGUUAUUCUUAAGAGAUAUUUUUACCAAGGCGGGAUUCAAUUGUAAUAACGAUUUUAGCCAAGCAAGAGCACCUAAUCUAACACCCUUGUUGGUUUCAUCUGUCCCUCAUAGACAAGAUAUAGUGAACCAAUUCAAAGACUCGCUGAUCUCCAAUGCAUCUAAUAAGACUGCUUUCACUGAAUGUACUGAAAUCGAAUGUGAACAGGACAAAUUCCAGGUCUAUAAUGGAUAUCAAAACCAUUAUGAGACUGCUGCCGGUAUUUUACGCCAUGAAGAGCCAGAUGAAGCUAUCAAAACAAUUAUCUUCCCUGGUGAGGACGAGGUUUUACCGCCGGUAGAAAUGACUUCUAAUUACGAUGUCGCCAAAUAUUUUAGAUAUUUGGAUCCUAAUAAUACAGUGGGGUCUCUAUUACUAUAUGGUGAAGUUGUCACAUCUACGAGUACUCUUUUGGAACAAAACAAAACACUUUUGCGUAGUGUUCCAUCUUGCUCUCUGUUACAUGUGGGGACCAUUCAAGUCUCCGGUCGUGGCAGAGGUGGUAAUGUUUGGGUUAAUCCUAAGGGUGUUUCUGCGUUAACAGUGGCGGUAGAUUUACCAUUGCAAUCACCACUUACUCAGAGGAAGAUUUCUGUGGUAUUUGUACAAUAUUUGUCCAUGUUGGCUUACUGCAAUGCGAUUUUCCAAUAUGGUCCAGGUUAUGAAGAUUUACCAGUAAGAAUUAAAUGGCCAAAUGACCUUUACGCUAUGAGCCCUGCUUACUAUCGUAAGUAUAAUAUUAAAUUACUUGGUAGAGGUUCUGAUAAAUUUUUAGUACCACUAUCAGAAAUUGAUCCAGCAUAUGUCAAGAUUGCAGGUAUAUUGGUGAACACCCAGUUUAUGGUAGACAAGUAUAUGGUUUUGCUAGGUUGUGGCUUAAAUCUCAAUCAUGAUGGCCCUACCACCUCUUUGAACUCUUGGAUUAAAUUACUCAACGAAGAGCGUGAAGCUGUACGCUUAGAGCAUUUGGAGCCUAUUGAGGUGGAAAAACUACAAGCCCUUUAUAUGAAUAAUUUACAAUUGCUGUUGAAAAAAUUUGUGGACUAUGGUCCAGGGCCCAUUUUACCAGAAUAUUAUAACUUGUGGUUACACAGUAAUCAAGUUAUUACUUUGAAUAAUCAUAAUAAUGCAAGAGCAAAAAUUGUCGGUAUCACUGAGGAUUAUGGGCUCUUGAUUGCAAAGGAAUUGGUUUCAGGAAGUAACUCUGAAUUCACCGGCUCCACGUACCAUUUACAACCUGACGGUAACUCAUUGGAUGUUUUCAAAGGUUUAAUCUCAAAGAAGGCUUCGUAG
Zygosaccharomyces rouxii is the source of this 2073-nucleotide messenger RNA. It is a transcript of the gene BPL1, whose product is annotated as biotin--[acetyl-CoA-carboxylase] ligase BPL1. NCBI's taxonomy places the organism in Eukaryota, Fungi, Ascomycota, Saccharomycetes, Saccharomycetales, Saccharomycetaceae. Bases 1 to 2073 code for a protein of 690 amino acids. Gene Ontology annotation, molecular function: biotin--[biotin carboxyl-carrier protein] ligase activity. Gene Ontology annotation, cellular component: cytoplasm. The transcript has a single exon. The record is from RefSeq and is a predicted model, not a curated record. Gene Ontology annotation, biological process: protein modification process.